Messenger RNA from Sinocyclocheilus rhinocerous, 1095 nucleotides. Its product is annotated as male-specific lethal 3 homolog. The coding region runs from base 1 to 867 and encodes 288 amino acids. The record is from RefSeq and is a predicted model, not a curated record. Gene Ontology annotation, biological process: chromatin organization; regulation of DNA-templated transcription. The transcript is spliced from 5 exons. Gene Ontology annotation, cellular component: nucleus; MSL complex; NuA4 histone acetyltransferase complex. Lineage: Eukaryota; Metazoa; Chordata; Actinopteri; Cypriniformes; Cyprinidae.
AUGAAAGAGUUCAAGCAGAGGGAAGAGCAGGAGCCGCAAACCAAAAGGGAGAGUGAAGACAAGAGCAUCACUGUAAACAUUGACAUCCCUGAUGUUCUCAAGAAGAAGCUGGAGGAUGACUGUUACUAUAUCAACAAAAGAAAGAAGCUGGUGAAGCUUCCAUGCCUGAUGAAUAUAGUAAACAUUCUGGAGUCCUAUGUGAAGCACUUCACCCUAAAUGCAGCUUUCUCAGCUAAUGAGCACUGUCGGCACCCUCAGAGCUCCACACAGACUAAUAUGAGUCCACACUAUAUGCCACCUGAGAGGAACGAGGAGCUCUGUAAAGAAAUGGUGGAUGGUUUGAGGAUAACAUUUGACUUUACCCUUCCACUAAUCCUACUCUACCCAAGUGAACAAGCUCAGUUCAAAAAAGUCAGCUCCUCCAAGUUCUUCCAGCCAGUCAUUGACAGCGCAACCUGCACCAGUAGGACUUUCAGAGAACGAUCCCCCAGUCCUGGCCAGAAUCCCUCUACUCCCCAGUCCACAGACAGCCAACCAGCUCUGAGUGAAUCCUCCAGUGUCCCCGUCAUCAUGGCAACCCCACCUAAGCGAAGACGCUGUGCCUACCUGGAUUCCGAUUCCACCCAAUCUUUGCGUCGCUCAACACGCAAUACAUCUGGAGGGGAUCGAGCGGCAGAGCCUGGGGGUGGAGGCAGCAGCAAUGCCUCUCCUCAACCAAAGCGAAGGCCUGCUGAGGUGCAGGCACCACUACCCAAGUUCUUCCUCAACCUAGAGAAGAGUGAGUCACACUUUCUGUGUCCUGUUUUAUUUAUUAAAAAGAGCCGGAGACUCACAGCGCCUUCAAAACAAUCCAACCGAGGUGCGUAGACCAAAAAAGUUUCUCAAAGAGUAAAAUACUUGAAAAAAGCCCGCACACUCUCAAAAAUCAAAAGAGAUGAAAGCAGUGUAAGCAAUUUAAUGAAAAAAACAUGGCAAACGUUUCGGUCACAUGUUGACCAUUUUCAAUGCCAAGCUUAACAGUGUUGGAACUGGGAACAUCUUGAUUUAAGAAAUCACAUGAUGAUUUAGGAGAUCACAUGAUCAAACCAGAACUGA